ACCUAUCACAUCAUACCUUUUUCCUAAUAAUCUACACAUCACAUCCUACUUUUACCCAUCACAUCAAGGGUAUUUUUGGAAAGUCAACACAAAAUUAUCCCUCCCUUAAUUUCAACUUUAGUCAAAAUGUGUAAAUCUUUUUGGGACGGAGAGAGAAGGGAGAGCUUCUCUGAUUUUCCGUUUCCUUCUACCGUCGAUUUACACCCUUUGACGCCGCUGAACCUUCCCGGAGAUCCUGGCCCAUCCAACAGGCGAUCUCUUCCUUCCCGCCCUUACAUUGAUGUCCUUCGAGGAUUUUCAACAACCCUAGAAGCAGAUGGUAGAAGCGGUCACACAGCAAUUCCCCUCCCGCCUCUUGCCCAAUUGCAAGUCUCCGAAACCCUCAGGCGAGAACCCCCAGAGAUAAUUCAAGCCAAAACUCAGGCACCGGCGAAAUUCUGCAUUGAAGGUAAGAUUUUCACCUUCACUGAAUCGAUUUUCAAUAAGAAAAUCUGCGUUACUGAAAAAUGUUGGAAAAAAAGCUUCAACAUAUGGUUAGGGUUGGACACAUGUUCUUGGCUCUUAGAGGCGCUUCAAAAAUUUAUGUCAACUUGAGGUCCUCUAUUCCCCAUCCCCCUCCUUUUGUUGACAAUGCCUUAGUUUGUGCUUGGACUCAACCUUCUCCUCAACAAUCUUCAAACUCCAUCUCUGCCACUUUACUUAAAUUGGAAUUUUCAGAGAGUCUGCACCACCCUCCUCAUGGCCCUCCAAUUACCCCUGCAACCACAAAGCAGUCAACACUACAAGGCACCCUUUCUGCUUCAGCCCCAGCUUUCACCCCUCAAAGACUCGUCACUACACCAGGCCAAACUCUUGAUAUGGCCUGUGCAAAACCUCUUCAUUUCCAGGGAUGUUCUAAUUCAGACAAUGAUUUGGACAGCCCUCCUUGGGGCAAAAACCUAGGUUACAUCUCCGGGCCUGAAAUUAAUCCUUUGGACAACCAGAAAAAACUUCCCUCAAAUGUUUCUGAAGAUGAAUGGGUAACGGACAGAGGCUCAGAUGAUGAUGAAGACUGGCACGCCUAUAAAGAGGUCAACAAGAAAAAAAAACCUUAAGAAAUUUGACCAAUUAUGUUUGCAAUUCAAGGAUAGUCCCCAUCCAAGAAGAAGUAAGAGGUUAACAGAACUUAAAGCCAAGCGUGUUUGGGAACAAAUUUGAUUGGUGAGAAUGCUGUCAAGAUUUUCUCCUCAUGAUGUUCACCCUCUUCCUUAAUCCAGUGCUGCAGGUCGUUAUCAGGUUAUAAAUUAUCAUAAUCUAAUUCUGGUCUGAGAAUGGCAGUGUGUUUACACUAACUUUGGAUGACAUUUUAAAUGUAUAAACCUUAUGACUUUACCUUUGGCAAGCUUUCAAUGUUUUUGCUUAGAAUUGAAAGUGAACAAUUUGGCUCUAGAUGGUUUUGGCGCUGUUACUUGUGAAAAUACAACUAUGUGAAGGGAACCGUUUCUGGUGUUUGCUUCAUCUAUCAACAUUACGGAUGAGCAGAAUUUCUGUCAUCUUUUCUGGAGCUGAUUCAUGCGUUUAGCUAGAAUUGCUGGACAGAACUUAGUGACUCCCAUCCUGGUCAUUUGGGCAGACUGCAUUCUGCUCUCCUCAUGUGAUUUUUAUUGUUUGGCUUGAUGCUGCUUGUUUUAUACUCUGUAUUAGUUUGGAUAGUUUCUCUCUUGGGUGUAGUAUUCACUCUUUUUUGGGACAGCUUGUAGGGAUCCGUCCCAUCCCCCUUUGUACUUUUUCCUUUUCUAAUAAAUAUCCUUCCCCUAA
Molecule: messenger RNA, 1797 nt
Organism: Cuscuta campestris
Lineage: Eukaryota; Viridiplantae; Streptophyta; Magnoliopsida; Solanales; Convolvulaceae
Source: the annotation of a GenBank genome assembly